Molecule: messenger RNA, 2498 nt
Organism: Vombatus ursinus (common wombat)
Lineage: Eukaryota; Metazoa; Chordata; Mammalia; Diprotodontia; Vombatidae
Product: C-type lectin domain family 4 member K-like
Exons: 7
Coding region: 131-880 (249 amino acids)
Source: RefSeq, a predicted model, not a curated record
AACAAUGAAGAAAAAGUAAUGAAGUGAGAAGUUUUCACUUCUUCUUCCCAUGGCUCUGAUGAUGAAAAGGGUGCUGAGGUCCCAGCCAGAGUCCAGCGUUAUGCCAGACUGCCCCUGAAGAGCCAGCAGGAUGGAGUUAGAUGGAAUUUAUGAAAAUAUGACCCUAAGGAAUUCACUGCCUCAAGCCGGAAAAGGUCUAUCCCAGCAGUACUGCAACCUAGGUCAGAACUCUAAUGUUUUGGCCAACAGGAAACCAAGGAUCAUCCACGCUGCCCUGGCCCUCUUGGUUCUGGCCCUGGCUGUUGCCCUCUCAGCUGUAACUUAUCUGUAUCUCCAAGUGAAAACUGCUGACAUGAUUUCAGAUGCACUCCUGUGGAAAGCUCGUUUUGAGAGAGUCAAUGCCUCCAUCGCAGCCCUAAGGGGCCAAAAUGAAAUCCUAAUGCAGCGACUAUCAGAGAUUUACACUGUCUAUAAGGGAAGUCUCUAUUACUUUUCCUGUACUGAAAAGCCCUGGGUUGAUGCUGAGCUGACCUGUGUGUCAAAAGGCUCUCACCUGACCUCAGUGACCUCAGUGGAUGAGCAGAGCUUUCUGUAUAAGAAAGCUAAUGGUUUCCGGUACUGGAAUGGCCUGAACAGAAGAGAAGAUCAGAAGACAUUCCACUGGACAGAUGGGACCUUGUAUGACGAGGCCAAGACCAAAGAGUUUUGGAUAACAGGAGAGCCAAACAACAACAAUAACAAUGAGCAUUGUGUCCAUUUCUCGAAGAAAGAGCUCAAAUCAUGGAAUGAUUUAAACUGUGAGUCUUCCUUAAAGUUCAUCUGUAAGUGGAACUGUGAGUCAUCUGGGCUGUGCAAUGAAAUAUUUGGGCACAAACACUGAAUUGUUCUGAUUCCCCAUAUAUGAAACAAGGGAAAAUAUGGCAAACAUCCUUCCAUCCACUAUCUAUAGCAGUUUAUGGGCUCCAUUUUCAUUCCCACUUAAAGUUCUCCCAAAGGAGCCUGAAAUGAUCAGUAGGGGGGCUUGAUCAGCUUGGCCAAGUGAUGCCUCCAUCUCAUCAAGCAGCCUCCUAAAGGACUGGACCUCUUUGAGAGUGAAGGACAACAACCAACCAAACUGGCAUGUACUUCCUCCUGACCCUCGUCACUAGCUGCUUUCAAGGCUCCCCUCCAAUGCCAUCUCCUACAGGAAGUCUGUCCUGGUUCCUUCCACCCACCCAGCUGCUACUGCUUCCACAUCCUUUCAGAUUGCUUUGUAUUUACUUGGCUUUUAUUUUGUAGUUAUUUUUACGUGUGCAUGUUGUUUCUUCUGAGAGAAUGCAAGUUCUCUGAAGACAGGGACUGUAAUUAGAUACCUGACGUCAGCAAGGACCCAGUGUGGACGUUAUCUGCAAAAGUCACUCUUAACCAGUAACAAGAAUUGCAGGAGGUAGUUUUGGGGCUCCCCUAUCUAGAGAUUAGGGAUGUACGUUAAACUAUAGAAAGUGGAAAUCCUCUACCCACUGAGCAGGACACAACUUCACACCAGAGGAGGACAUUAUGUACGAAAGGCCCCAGGGAGAUGGAGUUUUCUCAAGGACAAGAUUUCAUAGCGCUGAUGAAGAAUCUUCAAAUCUCGAUCUCCUUGUAGUCUCCUCUGGCUUAGUGGCAGGCAACCAAAUACAUGGUGCGAUGGAUAGAGCACUGGUCCUGGAGACAGGAAGACCUGAGUUCAAAUCUAGCCUCAGGUUCUUACUAGUUUCUGUAACCCUGGAUAAGUUGCCUAAUUGCUGUCUACCUCAGUUUCCCCAUCUGUAAAAUGGGGGUGAUAAUAAUAUCUAUCUCACAGGGUUAUUGUGAAGAAUAAAUGAGAUAACAUUUGUAAAGUACUUAGCCCAGUGCCUGGCACAUAGUAGGUACUUAAUAAACUCUUUCUUCCUCUACACUCCCCCUGCCCCUCCAUUGGCAGCUGUGAAUUGUGCAUUUGUCUGGGUGAAUGAACCUAAAAUCAAAGAAUUUCAGGGUGGAAAGAGAUUUUAGAGCUUUUAGUCCAGCCCUCUCAUUUACCUCCCUGACCAUGUUUUCCCUCUCUGGCCAUCUUGCAGUCAAGAUGGCACCAAAGACCUGGCCUAGAAAACCCAAACCUUUCAGUUCUAGAACUCUUGUCCUGGGUCCUCACUGUUAUGAUUGGGAUUGCAUCACCUGGCCCACUAUAUCUAGGUCAGCCCCAGACAUGGCCCAGGUAACAUCUCAGCUGAGUGCUUACCCAACACUCCUCUCUCCACACAUUCCAGUUACAGAGUGUAAUCAAGACACCUCAAGCUAAAACUCUUGGUACAAAGGGCAGGAAAUCCCGGAUUCUGAAGACUCUAGAAUAGAUUAGCCAAGGCUCUACAGAGCUGAAGAUGAUGCCAGCCCAAGACAUAAGCAAGAAUACCCCAAAAGAUAACCUGUCCAGGGGGCAGCUAGGUGGCGCAGUGGAUAGAGCACCGGCCCUGAAGUCAGGAGGACCUGAGUUCAUA